Molecule: messenger RNA, 899 nt
Organism: Aspergillus homomorphus CBS 101889
Lineage: Eukaryota; Fungi; Ascomycota; Eurotiomycetes; Eurotiales; Aspergillaceae
Exons: 1
Coding region: 151-633 (160 amino acids)
Source: RefSeq, a predicted model, not a curated record
GUUCAAUCCUCGGCAUGGAGGCGGGCCAUCCAUCGUCAUGACCACCUCUGGCUUGGCUAUACUGGGCAACUUAUCAUAAGCAAGAUCAUCUAUCACUUGACCUUGAGGUCUGAGAAACAAGCAGGCUUUGGGUUUGUUAGUCGGGGUAUAAUGCAACACAUGGUUCCAGUCCAAAGGCAACAGUUAUGCCGCUGCGGGAACAAAUCCCUGACCUCCUCACUAGGUUCAGCGUCUAAUGACUGUUCUGGAACUGGUAGUGCAUCAUCGUCUACCAAGAUCUGCCCUAUUAUGACUGAACCAGCGGCUGGUAGGUCGGGGAUCGCCGUGCAACUGCCGCAAGGCUGCCCUUCGAUCCGACAGCAAACAGUGUGCGCAACGUGCAGUUGGCCAUUGGGGCGAGGGCUUGAGGGUUUCAAUAGCGGCUUGUCAGUCUGGGCGAGCGGACAAUUAAACAAAGCGAUGAUGCUGGUCAAGGUUGGGUUUGGAUAUUGCGGAAAACUGGAAUCGCAUCUUGGCUCGUCGACUCGGCACAGAUCACACCCAAAUAGAGUUAGGCCAAGGCUAUACCCCAUGAUCCCCGCAAGCGUGAUAGUUGAUCAAGACUAUGGAGUGAUGAGUAGACCCGAAGUUUGAUUGCGCUUCGAAAAAUCAUCAGCGAGAAGAAGGGUGCGAUGCAAGGACAGCCAGCCACCAAGGGGUAGGACGGGCAUGAUCACACCACUGCCAUAAUGUUGUGCUGGCGAUGAGUAGACACAUUUGACCCCAAAAUUCCGAAUAAGACGAGUCUGGUUUCUGGACCGACUGGAUCUCGGAGUGCCGUGCAUAGAGUGUUGUAUCUGAUAGGCGCAGGGCCAAGAAGUGCUUGGGAAGUCAGCCACUGCCGCCGUCGCCAUUUCGUG